Molecule: messenger RNA, 860 nt
Organism: Trichomonas vaginalis G3
Lineage: Eukaryota; Parabasalia; Trichomonadida; Trichomonadidae
Product: protein of unknown function, DUF4106 family
Exons: 1
Source: RefSeq, a predicted model, not a curated record
AUGGGAUAUAAGAUAUAUUCUAACUCUGACUUAGUUCAAACAGUAACAUGGGCAAACUAUGAAUGGUUCGCUUUGAGAAACUCAGUACAACCACAAGCUAGAGAACAAACAGACCAGUAUGCAACUAUUGAGAAAAUAAGAAGACUUGACCCUAACGUUCCAGGAGUUUAUGUUAACCUUUCUGGACAAACUGCAGCAGCAGUAACCAAAGUAAAACUGAAACUUAGAGUUCCUUUGUCAUCUUUCCUCAUCUUCAGGUUUUUAAGAUACUUGCCAAACUGGGCAGGAAAAAUUUCUAUCGAACUUACUCCAAGCAAAAAUAACUUAGUCAUUGCACCAACACAAGACCCAUUCACUCUUACAGAAGUAGUGGGAACAAAUAAAAUGUCAUUCGCCGACUUUUGCAAAAACAAAGUUGACUUAGACUUUGGUUUCUCAAACCUCAACACUGAAGUAAACUAUUAUUUCAAUGCUGCUGGAGAUGCUUGGGACCCAGUUAAGUUCACAUGCGAAAAAUUUGAAUGCAAGAGAAUAGAAAGCAGACUUGCAGUCUAUAUGUUGGACCCAGAUAUUUCAAAUGCUUUAGCUGCCAAAUAUAUUGCAGUUCCACUUAUGUUCCCUAUACACCAAAUAUCUGUCAAAGACUUUGCAGGUGAAGUUGGAAACCAAAGUGCUGACCCAGGUGCAAGAACAGAUAUUGCUUUAACAACUGCAAUGAAACAUGCAGAUACUAUGUUUGUACUGUUCAGACGAACUAUAAAUGACUAUUCUUGUUUCUACAACCCUGGUAUUAAAUAUCAUAUAAACAUAGAUGGCAAAUAUUAUCCAAGAGAAGAAUAUUCUACAGUUGAGGAUAUGAG